CUGUUUUAGUCACACAUAAACAAUAACAAAAAGAGUUUUCUUCUGAGAAUUGCACACUGAUUUACACGUUGCGAAAGCUUAUAUUUAGCCUAUGACGUCAGCAAUUACUUCAUCAAAGUGCCGCGUUUGCAUUUGUGCACUCGACGCAGCUGUGUGCAGCUAUGAUAUGCGACAGCUGCCCGAAUUGGCGCACAAAUUCGCAACCUUGACAGAUUUAUCUCUCUACCAGUCGGAGUCUGAUCAACAGCAACAGCUGCCGAGUGAGCUGUGCCAAGUCUGCUUUGAGCAAUUGGAGGAGUCGUACGCAUUUCGUAGCAAGUGCAUAGCAGCCGAUGCACAAUGGCGCUUAGAAAUAUCUACAAAUAUUCCUUCAGAGGAUAUAGAAAAGAAUGCAUUGCCAAUGGCCAAUGAAGAGACUGAAAUAGAACUUCCCCAAUUAGAAGCUGCCGUUGAGAAUGCAAUAGUAGCCGUAGAUAUUAAUGCAUCACAGGACUUGCCAUCAAAGGAUUCGGAUUCAUGCAACGUUUGUGGCAUGCGUUUCUCGACGAAACAUCGGUUGAUAGCCCAUCAGCGUCAACACAAAGGCCUGCCCCCUUAUCCCUGCACAGAAGAGGGCUGUGGUCGAGCUUUUAAGCGUUAUCAUGGCCUGUCGGAGCACCUGAAAGAGCACUUGGUCACCAGCCGCUUCAGCUGCGAGCAGGAGGGCUGCGAUAAGGUUUAUCGGCAUAAGCCCACGUUAAUCAUGCAUAUGCGCAGGUGCCACAAGCUGGGCCCAGAGCUGAAGUCCCAUGUAUGCGAGUUCUGUGGCAAGGUCUUCAAUUCCAGUUCGGUGCUCAACGAUCAUCGCUACACGCACAAAGACCAAUCCGAACUGCCGCACGCCUGCCAGGAGGCGAACUGUUCGCGGCGCUUCUCCAGCAAAGAGAAACUCAAAGUGCAUCUGAUGCGCCAUGCGGGUAUCAAGAACUUCAGCUGCCCCUAUUGCGGCAUGCGGAAGACUACGAGAAAUGAGCUGAAGAUCCAUAUGAACUAUCACACGCUGGAGCGCACCUGGCCCUGUCGCUUCUGCUCAAAGGUGUGCAACAGCUCCGGCAAUCUGAAGAUGCAUGUGCGUGCAGUGCAUGAGCGCGCGCGGGACUACGCCUGCAGCUACUGCGAGCGCCGGUUCGCCAAGGCGGACACCCGCAAAUACCACGAAAUGACGCACACCGGAGAGAAGCCCUUCGAGUGCGAGGAAUGUGGCAAACGCUUCACACAGCCCGCAGCUCUACGCACCCAUCGCAAGAUCCACGAGCGACAGCGCACGGACUCUAGCACCAUAACGUAUACGCUCUUGCUGGCAGCGCCAAGUGACAUAAAUGCCUCUGGCGUGGAGCAGGCGAAUGAAUGCAGUUAAUAUUAGAUCUCUUAUAUAUAGAUGAGUGUGUGUCUAUCGAGUCACUUAAAGACGUCAAGUAAAGAUUGUGGACUUUGUUUAGACAGCCAAAUCAGUUGUUUGCUGCUAAAACUACACUCGAAUUUAGCUAAUCUCUAUAAAGGGUAUCAGCAAACGCAGCCUUUACUGCCGAUCUAUCUAUCUAUGUAUACAUUUUAAUCAAUGCCAAAUUCCAAAGUUCCUCAGUACAGUAAUCCCAUGGAACAGCAAUUAUAAUCUAA
Drosophila navojoa is the source of this 1656-nucleotide messenger RNA. RefSeq lists its product as uncharacterized. Lineage: Eukaryota; Metazoa; Arthropoda; Insecta; Diptera; Drosophilidae. Gene Ontology annotation, biological process: regulation of transcription by RNA polymerase II. Gene Ontology annotation, cellular component: nucleus. The record is from RefSeq and is a predicted model, not a curated record. Gene Ontology annotation, molecular function: DNA-binding transcription factor activity, RNA polymerase II-specific; RNA polymerase II cis-regulatory region sequence-specific DNA binding; zinc ion binding.